AUGGAACAAAGUGAAGGUGAACAGGAAUCCCAGCCAGAGAGUCACGUGGAUAGCAAGAGCAGUGUGAAAUCUUUGCCUGGGGGAGAGGCCCACGUCAAGCUAGAGAUAAAAAAACAUGCAGUUACUGAUGACUACAAACUCUCCAAACGGGUGCUAGGGUUAGGAAUCAAUGGCAAAGUACUGGAGUGUUUCAACAAGGAGACAGGCCAGAAAUGUGCUUUGAAGCUCCUGUAUGACAACCCAAAAGCCCGUCAGGAAGUAGAGUAUCAUUGGCGAGCAUCAGGUUGUCCCCACAUUGUCCACAUCCUGGAUGUUUAUGAGAAUAUACAUCAUGGAAAGAGAUGCCUCCUCAUUGUCAUGGAAUGCAUGGAGGGAGGAGAGCUGUUUAGCAGGAUCCAGGAGAGAGGAGAUCAAGCUUUCACUGAGAGAGAGGCCUCUGAAAUAAUGAGAGACAUUGGAACAGCCAUCCAGUAUCUGCAUUCAAUGAACAUUGCCCAUAGAGAUGUCAAGCCUGAAAACUUGCUGUACACAUCUAAGGAGAAGGAUACUGUGCUAAAGCUCACAGACUUCGGCUUUGCCAAAGAAACCACUGUACAAAAUGCACUGCAGACCCCCUGUUACACCCCUUAUUAUGUGGCCCCAGAAGUCCUUGGUCCUGAGAAGUAUGACAAGUCAUGUGACAUGUGGUCAUUGGGUGUCAUCACAUAUAUUCUCCUGUGUGGGUUCCCUCCAUUCUACUCCAACACUGGUCAAGCCAUUUCUCCAGGGAUGAAGAGAAGAAUUCGGAUGGGGCAAUACGGGUUUCCCAAUCCAGAGUGGGCUGAAGUAUCAGAAGAAGCCAAACAGCUGAUUCGUCACUUGCUGAAGACUGACCCGACAGAGAGGAUGACAGUUUCUCAGUUCAUGAAUCACCCUUGGAUCAAUAGAUCAAUGGCAGUGCCACCAACUCCUCUUCAUACUGCACGGGUCCUGCAAGAGGAUAAAGACCACUGGGAUGAAGUUAAAGUGCCUCACCUACUGCUUGUGCUGAUGACACUUGAAUGCUUCCUGCAAAGUGAAACUGUAGGGCAGACUAAAAGUUGUUUGCAAGCCUUAACUCUUUCCUGCUGGCCUUUAUCAGGAGGAGAUGACCAGUGCUUUGGCUACCAUGAGAGUGGACUAUGACCAGGUGAAAAUCAA
Messenger RNA from Indicator indicator, 1179 nucleotides. It is a transcript of the gene MAPKAPK3, whose product is annotated as MAPK activated protein kinase 3. Bases 1 to 1164 code for a protein of 387 amino acids. The transcript is spliced from 11 exons. NCBI's taxonomy places the organism in Eukaryota, Metazoa, Chordata, Aves, Piciformes, Indicatoridae. Gene Ontology annotation, cellular component: cytoplasm; nucleus. Gene Ontology annotation, biological process: response to cytokine; toll-like receptor signaling pathway; intracellular signal transduction. The record is from RefSeq and is a predicted model, not a curated record. Gene Ontology annotation, molecular function: calmodulin binding; mitogen-activated protein kinase binding; calcium-dependent protein serine/threonine kinase activity.